This is a messenger RNA of Rubroshorea leprosula, 1031 nucleotides long. Lineage: Eukaryota; Viridiplantae; Streptophyta; Magnoliopsida; Malvales; Dipterocarpaceae. The record is from the annotation of a GenBank genome assembly.
AAAAAAAAAAAGUCUAGACGGCAAAAAUAGCAAACUCAAAUAAAUAAUUCAAGUAUCAAAUCAAGUUCUUUAAUGCAAUUGUUUCUUUUUUAAACUGAAAUUGCUAUUUGGGAGCCUCCUACAUCAUCGACACUGAGUACAUCACGUGGAAAGUCACUCUUAACUUUCAAGAAACGUACGUUAAAGCAGUCAUCUCACCGGUGGUUGUAUCUUUUUGAAACCAAACCACACACAGCAAAAAUUUAAUGAUCUUCCCUUCUUCUUUUUCCUUUCCCUCUUUCCUUUAUUUUUUUUCAACUUCUUUUCCAUUUUAAUCCCAAAAAAAAAAAAAAAAAAAAAAGAAGAAGAAGAAGAAGAAGAAAUUAAUCCAAUGGUAUAUAUAUCAAUCCCAUUGAACAUGAUUGCCGUUGAGAUUUUAACACGUCAGCUGACUCUGAAGUCCUGCUGUUGCUGUUGGCGUUGUUGUUGUUUCAUCAUCUCCUUCUGCCUCCGGAGCUCCAGAACCUUGCGGUGGGAGUUAGAGUGCUGGGUGAGGACGAAAGUCGGGCUCGCUGCGGGUCGGUAUUCCGGUACGAGUCGACCCGACUUGUAUCGGACCCCACAAGCGUUGCAGAGUGUUUUGGGACCCAGUGGGCCCGUGCGCCACUGCGGUGUUCUCUCCGAGGCGCAGUGCGUGCACCUCCUCAGGUCUCCGUCCGAUGCUGCUGGUAAUUGGGCGGAUUCUCUCUUUGUUGGCUUCGGUUUCCCGCUCACUGGAACUUCCUUUUCUGGCGGCAUCAACAUCGACGCGGUUGUUUUUGUCCCCGUCGUCGCCCUUGACCGGUUGCUCCUCUCUCUUCCCGCAAACGAAGCGUUAUUUUGUACUGUUAGGGUUCCGGCAAGCGAGUUUGACGGGAAGUCGGUGAACGAGUCGUCAACGAACUGCGAUAACCAUUCUAGCUCAGCUACUUCAUCACUCUUCACACAAACCAAACCAAAAAAAAAAAAAAAAAAACUUAACAUCCAAGCAAACAUUUAAUUCAAUUAAAAAA